AUGGCUUUCCUUCAUGGCGACCUUCAUGAAGAUGUUUACAUGAAGCUCCCAAAGGGACUGCAGUAUUCAAAUCCCAAGUUAGUUUGCAAAUUGACGAGGUCUUUAUACGGCUUGAAGCAAGUGCUGGCAGGAAAUGAUCUGGAUGAAAUUCAGGCUGUUAAGAUUUUCUUAGAUGAUAAAUUCAAGAUUAAGGAUCUUGGCAUCCUCAAGUUCUUUAUUGGUAUGGAGGUAGCGCGCAACAAAACCAGUAUUGCACUGUAUCAAAGGAAGUAUGCAUUAGACUUAAUCACGGAUUGUGGCUUACUUGGUGCCAAGCCAGCUUCUACGCCUAUGGAGUAUACUACCUCCCUGUCUAUGGAUUCAGGUUCUCCUCUUCCUGAUGCAACCAUGUAUCGCAGAUUGGUGGGCAGACUUUUAUAUCUUACAAAUACAAUACCUGACCUUAGCUAUUUAGUUGGGUGCUUAUCUCAGUUCAUGGAUUCACCCACUGAUGCUCACUUGACGGCAGCCUAUCGAAUCCUUCGAUAUCUUAAGCAAUCCCCUGCAACAGGCCUAUUUUUCUCAAGCAACAAUUCCUUUACACUGUCUGGUUACACAGAUUCUGAUUGGGGUGCUUGCAAAGACACUAGAAAAUUCAUUAGUGGCUAUUGCUUUUUUCUUGGCAACACUCUCAUUUCUUGGAAGAGUAAAAAGCAAGCCACAGUUUUAAGGUCCUUCUCAGAAGCUGAAUAUCGUGUCCUUGCUAAUGGCACUUGUGAGCUUAUUUGGUUACUCAAGCUGUUAAAGGAAUUUGACAUUCACCCUCCUCUUCCGGUUGAUAUUUUUUGUGACAAUAAUUCGACUAUCUACAUUGCAUCAAGUCCUGUGUUCCAUGAGAGAACCAAGCAUGUUGAGGUAGACUGUCAUGUGGUUCGGAACAAGUUUAAAGAAGAAAUUUCUAAUCUCAGGCACAUUGUCUCUAGCGAUUAA
This is a messenger RNA of Arachis ipaensis, 969 nucleotides long. Lineage: Eukaryota; Viridiplantae; Streptophyta; Magnoliopsida; Fabales; Fabaceae. The record is from RefSeq and is a predicted model, not a curated record.